This is a messenger RNA of Scheffersomyces coipomensis, 2955 nucleotides long. RefSeq names its product Gpr1p (gene GPR1). The transcript has a single exon. The record is from RefSeq and is a predicted model, not a curated record. Gene Ontology annotation, cellular component: plasma membrane. Gene Ontology annotation, molecular function: G protein-coupled receptor activity. Lineage: Eukaryota; Fungi; Ascomycota; Pichiomycetes; Serinales; Debaryomycetaceae. Gene Ontology annotation, biological process: adenylate cyclase-activating G protein-coupled receptor signaling pathway. Bases 335 to 2821 code for a protein of 828 amino acids.
AGUCGCCCACACGUCCCACUUCCUAUUCCUAAUUAUUUCACAACCUGUCCCAAAAAUAACAAUAAAUCUACAUCAUUCACCAAACAGAGGUUGGUUAAAUAUAUACAUAAAUAUCAUAUCACUAUUUCAUUUGUUAGACGUUAUACCCAUUCAUAACUUAUCUACGUAGUUCAAUCUACUACUUUACAUCAACUACAUUACCCUUUCCAUACAUUGUAAUCUCAGCACUACCAUUCAUGGUAUUCUAUAUAUAACACAAAUACAAUCCCAACCCAAAACCAAACCAUACUAGUAUAUUAUCAUUCAACAAGAUAAUAACUUCACAUAGUUUAACAUGGUACUAUCAACAUCAUCAGUGACACCAACUUUGGUUUCCCUACUACUACUGCUGGUACCUUCAGCGUCAACCGUACUAUCUAAUUCAAAUUUAAAUUCUCAUUCAACUUCAUCACCAGCAUCAUCUAUUCAUAAACUCAUCCCUAAAUUACUAUACUCAGUGGCAUCAAAUUAUCUUUCACCACGAUCGUUGAUCGAUGUCCAUAAUCAAAUUGACGAAUUCACUGAUCGUCAAGCUUUAGUUCAAAGAGUAUUAGCCACUAGUUCAUCAUGUGCUUCAAUUCUGUUAUGUGUAUGUGGAAUGUAUAUGUUUCUCAGUAUUGAUCCUAAAAGACUUAUAUUCCGUCAUCAAUUAAUCUUCUUUUUAUUAUUCUUUGAUUUAAUCAAAGCUAUCAUCUUAUUAUUAUAUCCUACACGUGUUUUAACUCAUUCUUCAUCUUAUUACAAUGAUAGGUUUUGUCAAGUUGUGGGAUUCUUUACCGCCACCGCUAUUGAAGGAGCUGAUAUUGCUAUCUUAUCAUUCGCAGUUCAUACUUAUUUAUUAAUCUUUAAACCAAAUUUAACCACCAGAGUUAAAAAUUCAUCUAGAAAUGAAGGUGGUUUAUAUAAAUUCAGAUUUUACGUCUACGGAUUAUCAAUCUUGAUCCCUGUUAUAUUGGCAAGUUUAGCAUUUGUCAAUGGAACAGGUUAUGUAUCAUUGGUUUGUUGGUGUUAUUUACCUGAAAGACCAUUAUGGUAUAGAUUUGUAUUAAGUUGGGUUCCAAGAUAUUGUAUAGUGAUUAUUAUCUUUACAUUUUAUGGAUUGAUUUAUUAUCAUGUUAUUAAAGAAUUUAGAACUUUAGGUGGGGUAUUCACUACUAUUCAUAAUUCAAAAGGUCAUAAUCUUCAUCCUAAUAUAAGCAAUGGUGAUAAAUUAGGAUUCUGGUCUUCUAUUCAAUAUUUCUUAAUAAAUUUAAGGGAUCGUUGUUUCGUGAAAUUGACUUUACCUGAUAGAUCAAGUCAAGAUGGAGAUAAUAAUGAAAAUGUUGAAGUUUUGAACGGAUCAGAAUUGAACGCUGGUAAUCGUUUAAAUGUCAAUAAUAAACCUGACGCUUCUGAAGAAGAUAAUGAAAUAGAUGAUGAGGAAGACGAUGAUGAAGAUGAUGUUGAUUUACGUCGAUUGCCAACUGCCACCCAAAUACAUUCCAAUGAUCAAGAAAAUUUAGUUGAUCCUGAAAUCCAUGCUGCCAAUCUAGCAAAUUUUAGAAAAAGACAACGUAUAAUUGAAAAACAAAUGAAAUCAAUUUUCAUUUAUCCAUUUGCAUAUAUUUUCGUAUGGGUAUUCCCCUUCAUCUUACAAGUCACUCAAGUCAAUUAUGAAGAACAUCAUGGACCUAUUUAUUGGAUCAAUUGUAUGGGAGCAUUCAUGCAACCAUUUAAUGGGUUUGUUGAUACAUUAGUAUUCUUUUAUCGUGAACGUCCUUGGCAAUAUACUAUUAUGAAGAAUUUUGAAAAGGAACAUAAAUCAAAAUUAGAUAAUUUUUUAAAUUUAAAUCAAGAAAAAUUCUUUUAUGGUACAGAUGAAUCAAUUACUACAAGUUCAAAAUUAGCAAAGAAUUCUUUAAGUGCAAGUAUGGCAUCUGAUCGAGAAUUCCCUACUUGGAGACAUGUAUUAAAUUGGUUAGGAUUACCUUUCUUUCAAUUACCAACUGAAGAAAAUAUAGAUAAAUUUCAAACCAAUUAUAUCACCAAAAAAAUCAAGACUAUCAAUGAGAACCAUAAUAACAAUCUUAACAACAACAACAACAGUCAUAGUAAUAAUAGCUUUAGACAAACCCCUCGGAGUGGUUCAUAUAAUAGUAAUUUCAAUGGUCAUAAUAGUAUCAAUGGCAAUCCAUUCAAUAGAGACAAUAGUAAUAGUAAUGGUAAUGCGGGCAUUACCAAUAAAAAGCCUCAUGAUUAUUCCAAUAUUUUAAGUGGAGAUCUUGGUGAAUCAGAAUUCACUAGUUCAUUAGGUAAUUUCACCUUAAAUUUUGAUGCCAAUAAGGACAAUAAUAAUAAUAAUAAUAAUAAUAAUAAUAAUAAUAAUAAUAAUAACAAUAACAAUCUUAGUGUUAAUAAUACUACUUUGAAGAAGAGAUCGAUCAAUUUACAUCCUCAUGAGGCCGAUUUGAAUUAUUUACAAAGAGAAUCGAUUAGUAAUGGUCGAAAACCAAGUGUGAUAUCAUCUACUAAUAAAUCAAGUAAAUCUGGUAAUGGAGAAGUUAAGAAGAAUUCUUCAACUUCAACUGCUUCAGGAUCUCCAUUCUCCAAUAGAAAAUCAACCUCACAUCAAUCAGUUUCAAUUCCAAAUGGAAAUGGCAAUACCAAUAGUGGUACAUCAAUUUCAUCUACUUCUAAUCUUGAUUAUUUCCUUGAUAAACCAUCACCCAAUGAAGAUGAUGAUAUUGGAGAUGAUGAUGAAAUUGAUUUCUUAGAAUUCUUAAAAAAGGGACCUCCAGUAUAAGAGUAGAAUAAUUUAUCCAAUAAGAGGCCUUUCGUUAUAUAUAUAUAUAUAUAUCUAUGUAGAGUCCGACAUGCGGACUAUGUAUAUCUUCUAUAAUAAUGUAAUAUAAAUUAAUUUAUAACCUAUUUAAAUCU